Alnus glutinosa is the source of this 3556-nucleotide messenger RNA. RefSeq names its product diacylglycerol kinase 1. The transcript is spliced from 5 exons. Gene Ontology annotation, molecular function: ATP-dependent diacylglycerol kinase activity. Lineage: Eukaryota; Viridiplantae; Streptophyta; Magnoliopsida; Fagales; Betulaceae. The record is from RefSeq and is a predicted model, not a curated record. The coding region runs from base 623 to 2893 and encodes 756 amino acids.
GAAAAAGAAAAAAAAUUAAAACCGAACUUAAUACAAGUUCUUUCCAAAAAAAAAAAAAAAAAGGAAAAGGCGAAGAAAAUAAUUAAAAAUAUUUGAAUUUCCUCGAUUUCUCAUGUUGGAAAGCUUUGGAGUUUGGCUUUGCUUCGAUUCUCUCUCUCUUGAGGUUUCACUUCUCGUUGUAGAUCAACUUAGGGUUUUGCUCUGCUCGACCCGAUCGAUCCGUCUUGCGUAGCUUCUGUGCGUUACAGUAUUUGAAUGCUAGCUUUGGCCCUGAAUUCCGAUCAAGACUCGGGAUUUCACGGUUACUACCACUGGGAUUGACAGUAGGUGCUUUGGAGGAAUCUAUGAUUAAACACUCUCUUAAUGAAACAGGGUGGAGUAAUUGCAUUGAGUAGCAUAGUUUCAACACAUCAUUCAAACUUUUUUGGUGCAAUCAGUGUUUUGGUAGGACAGUGACUCUGGUUUGGCAGUGGAUUUAAGGUUGGUUACAUAUGAUAGUACUUUAUUGGAGGAAAUAUAAGUAGGCUGCUAUAGAGAGUCAGUUGGCUCAUUGUUUCAUGGAUUUGGCAGUUUUCCACUAAUAUCUGUGCAUGCAGAAUAGGUAAAAGUUAUAUUCUGAGGAAUGGAUGAAUACAAAGAUAUGGAGAUGUUACUUCCCAUUUGGAACAAUAAGAAUCCAACAGAUCGGCUUUUCAUUAUAUCUUGUUUUAUUGCUGUCCUAGUUGGAAUUUUGACUAUAGCCUAUAGUGCCUUUCAAUGGAGGAGAGACAUCAAUAUAAGUUGGAUGAAAGCCAUAGCCAGGUCAAAGAAAAAUCCAAGGACAAGGCAUAAAGUUCCUGUAACUGCUCAUACUUGGAUUCUAGAAUCAGUAUCUCGUGGAAAAAAUUUAAAUUGUUGUGUGUGCUUGAAGCCCAUGUCCCCUUCCCAAACUCUUGGGCCUAUGGUGGCUUCAGACAGUUUUAUUCACCGAUGCAACAUUUGUGGUGCGGCAUCACAUCUAAGCUGCUCUUCUAGCGCACAUAAGGAUUGCAAAUGUGUAUCUAUGAUUGGAAAUGAACCUGUGAUGCAUCAAUGGGCUGUUCGAUGGACAGAGAUCACAGAUCAACCUGAUGGUACUUCUUUCUGUAGCUAUUGUGAGGAACCAUGUAGUGGGUCUUUCCUUGGUGGAUCCCCUAUAUGGUGUUGCUUGUGGUGUCAACGACUAGUACACGUUGAUUGCCACAGUAGUUUGUCCAAUGAAAUAGGUGAUGUUUGUGAUUUAGGCCCAUUCAGAAGAUUGAUUCUAUCACCACUCCAUGUAAAGAAGUUAAACCGGACAUCCGCAGGUGGAUUUUUGAGCUCACUUACUCAUGGAGCCAAUGAGAUAGCAUCUUCAAUGCGUGCAACCAUCCGGAAUAAGAGCAAGAAGUACAAGCAUGGAAAUGAAUCUUCUGUUGACACCGGAAAUAGUGGUAGUACUGUGGACUCAUCCACAGAAAGCACUGCUGAUACUCAUCAAACAGUUGAUGGUUCUCAUGGAAUAGAGGAAAACUGUAAUGGUAGCAUGAAUCUGGAGUAUCAACACCAAAAUGGUAAUGUAGAUGACAAACUGGAUUCAAAGCCCAGUGUCAAAAGUUCUUCAAUCAAUCAAAAGGAUGAGUCUCAGAUAUUAAGAAUGAAACAGAGAUAUGAGUUGAUUGAUUUGCCUCCAGAUGCAAGGCCCUUGCUAGUUUUCAUCAACAAGAAGAGUGGGGCUCAGCAUGGGGAUUCACUUAGGCUACGUUUAAAUAUACUUUUGAAUCCCGUUCAGGUUUUUGAGUUGAGCUCAACAGAGGGUCCUGAGGUGGGUCUUUAUUUAUUCAGAAAGGUGCCUCAUUUCAGAAUCCUUGUAUGUGGGGGAGAUGGUACUGUUGGUUGGGUUUUGAAUGCCAUAGACAAGCAAAAUUUUGUUUCUCCUCCUCCAGUUGCUAUUCUUCCUGCUGGGACUGGAAAUGAUCUGGCCAGGGUCCUUUCCUGGGGAGGUGGUUUGGGAUCUGUGGAGAGACAUGGGGGCCUUUGCACAGUGUUACACCACAUAGAGCAUUCUGCGGUAACCAUUCUUGACCGGUGGAAGGUAGCAAUUUUAAAUCAACGAGGAAAGCAGCCCCAACCACCAAAAUUCAUGAAUAACUAUCUUGGAGUUGGGUGUGAUGCAAAGGUUGCUCUGGAUAUUCAUAAUCUGCGGGAGGAGAAUCCAGAGAAGUUCUAUAACCAGCUUUUGAGCAGUAAUUUUGCUGUUAAAGAUCUCGGUCCAUUACACUAUGUCCUUGGCAUUGAAGUUAUACCAGUGAAGGAUGGUCUCUUACUCUCUCAGCAGCGCUACAUUCGAGAUUUACUUUCCAAAACCAACAUGACCGAAGCAAAACCAAUCUCAUCUCCCAUGGCAUCCUCUUCGACAUUAUUUGUUUACACAGGUGAUCCUAUGGAAGACCCCACAUUAUAUCGAAGUGUUGUUGGUUCACUUCAGUACUUAUCUCUUACACGCCCAGACUUGGCGUUUGCCGCAAGUCAUGUAUGCCAGUUUAUGCAUCGUCCAACCAAGCUCCAUUGGCAAGCUGUCAAGCGUAUUCUUCGGUAUCUCAAGCAUACCAUCUCUCAUGGUUUACUUUUGCACAAGACUUCAUCCAAUUCUCUACAAGCAUACUCGGAUGUUGACUGGGCCGGGUGGUCUGAUGAUCGACGUUCCACCGGUGCCUAUUGUGUGUAUCUUGGUUUUAACUUAAUUUCUUGGAGCUCUCGUAAGCAGCCUACUGUCUCAAGAUCUUCAACAGAGGCUGAGUAUAAGUCUGUUGCUAACACGGUUGCAAAGUUGCUUUGGAUUCGGUCUCUUCUUAAUGAACUUUGUCUUACAUUGUCUGGUCCACCGAAGAUAUAGUGUGACUAGGGGUGUAAACGAGCCGAUCCUGAGCGGGAAUUGCCUGUCCGGGAUCGGCUCGUUUAAGUAACAGUAAAGCUCGAGCUCGAGACGAGCUGGAAAAUCUUGUGCGAGACCAGCUCGCGUAGGGAAAUAUAUUGUCCGAGCUCGAGCUCGAUCCUUUUGGUUGAUCCCGAGCUCGAUUACUCGACUCGAGCUCGGCCCGAACUUAGAAGGCUAGAACCAACCAACAAAUGAACAAAUUCCAUACACAAUCCAUAAAAGCAAAGGACGAGAAAAUAGAAUGCAAGCCUGAUGGAACGGAUCUGAAGCCAAUAUCGUAAACAGCUGUCACCCAAACGGUACAAGUCCACCGCCCAAAGGUCGGGAACUGCGUGUGAUGGCUUCCCCGACGUGCUCUCUAGCCAGAGACUAUCGCAAUGGCUAGUGACUCACCCAGCACUGCCCCUUCAGCACCCAAUGCCGAAACAUCCCAAAGGCUAAAGACGGCGGCCUACGGAACGACUGAGAACAACACUUUUGCCUGAUGUUUUGGGAAGGACGAGUAAAAAAAAAUGAAGAAGAAGAAAAGGCUUUGCGUGAGCCUGAUAAAAGAAAAUGAAGAAGAAGAUCUGAAGAAGUGAGUGAAGGAAAUGUUUUUAUUUGUUUUUUGGUAAGGGAGAA